Penicillium arizonense is the source of this 1587-nucleotide messenger RNA. RefSeq lists its product as uncharacterized. Gene Ontology annotation, biological process: carbohydrate transport; transmembrane transport. Bases 1 to 1587 code for a protein of 528 amino acids. Lineage: Eukaryota; Fungi; Ascomycota; Eurotiomycetes; Eurotiales; Aspergillaceae. The transcript has 8 exons. Gene Ontology annotation, molecular function: carbohydrate:proton symporter activity. Gene Ontology annotation, cellular component: membrane. The record is from RefSeq and is a predicted model, not a curated record.
AUGGGGCAUCAUACGGAGGUUCCUGGGCGCAAAAUCUCGCUUUUCAACCUUGCAGUUGUGCUCGCCCUGACGCUGGGCAGCCUGACAUAUGGGUAUACCUUCAGCAUCACAUCCACCACCCUUGGGCAACCAGGAUGGUACCUCUUCUUCGACCUCUCUUCGGAAGCUACUGGUCCUAAGUAUUCAUACACUCAAGCAAUUACGGGCACCAUGAACGGUCUUUUCUGUGCUGGUGGUUUUCUUGGGUCGAUAUUUAUCGGAUGGUCUUGUGAUGCGAUGGGGCGAAAGAACUCACUAUGGAUUGCUUCUCCUCUUGCAAUACUGGGUGGCGCACUUCAAGCCGGUGCGGUGCACAUCGGCAUGUUCCUUAUUGGGCGGUUCAUAGGAGGGUUUGCCGUUGGUAUUCUCAUUGUGUUGAUCCCUCUAUUCCAGGCAGAAAUCGCACCUCCAGCAGCACGUGGAUUUCUAGUUUCUCAACAUGGCGUUGUCCUCGUCCUGGGUUAUUCUCUUGCCGCUUGGACCGGGUUUGCCUGUUUCUUCUCGACCAAUCUCUCUUUUCAAUGGCGAUUCCCGCUUGCUGAGCAAUGUCUUUGGCCUUUGCUUAUGCUGAUUCUGACUCCGUGGAUUCCCGAAUCUCCUCGCUGGUUGAUUAUGAAUGAUCGUAUGGAUGAUGCCUGGUCAGUAAUUAUCAAACUGCACGGGGUUAGUCAAAAUGACACUACCUCGGCCGCUGCCUCCUUCGCGCGGGAGGAAUUUUAUCAAAUGAAGCAACAAGCCGUUGCCGACAAGGCUACGGCAUCUGGUGAGAGCUUUGGUACUCUUUUCACGAAGCCCUCGUACCGGAAGAGAAUUCUUUGUGCAUUCUUCACAAUGUUCGCGUCUGAAUCUACCGGGAUUCUGGUGGUGUACAAUUACUCUGUUCUCCUCUACCAAGGUCUUGGGUUUGAUAACAAGAUAUCUCUCUUGUUGUCUGCUCUAUAUGUUAGCGUGGCCUGCGCAGGAAAUUACAUUUCUUCGAUUUUGGUUGACCGUGUGGGACGGGUCAAGCUGUUCCUGAUUGGGUUUAGUGGCUGUUUGAUUAGUUUGAUCUUUGAGACAGUGAUGGUCGCAAGAUAUACUGGGUCCACAAAUAAGGCUGGCUUGAGAGCAGGCGUCUUCUUCCUCUUCAUCUACAUUUUCUUCUAUGGCUGUUGUGUCGACGCUACAACCUACGUCUACUGCAGCGAAAUCUUUCCGAGUCACAUUCGUGCCCGUGGAGUCGCGUUUUCCCUUUCUAUUCUUUUCCUUACAGCCCUGGUAUAUCUGGAAGCUGCUCCAACCGCAUUUGCCCAUAUUGGAUGGAAGUACUACGUGGUAUUCCUUGUCCUCACUUUGGUCAAUAUCUUCGUGGUUUGGCGGCUGUUCCCUGAGACAAAGGGACUCAGUCUGGAAGAGAUCGGCGAGCUAUUUGGCGAUGACGUGGCUGUACAGCUAACGCAGCUUACAAUGGAGGAGAGAGAGCUUUUGGACCAAAAGAUCCUCUCGGAGAAGAGUAUGGGAGAUGAAAUUCAUAUUGAGGUUAACACAGAGCGGUCGGAGGGAAACUAG